Molecule: messenger RNA, 2067 nt
Organism: Lodderomyces theae
Lineage: Eukaryota; Fungi; Ascomycota; Pichiomycetes; Serinales; Debaryomycetaceae
Gene: KIP2
Product: Kip2p
Exons: 1
Coding region: 1-2067 (688 amino acids)
Biological process (GO): microtubule-based movement
Molecular function (GO): microtubule motor activity; ATP binding; microtubule binding
Source: RefSeq, a predicted model, not a curated record
AUGUCUUUUAAAACACCAAUGAGAACAAGGUCGUCCUUGGGUAAUUCGUCUAGCGCGUCUGUUUCAUCAUUAUCUACACCCACGCGACCAUCCUCAUCCGCCAAAUCAACUUUUCGUCCUCCGUCAAGGCCAACAGUACUUAGAUCGUCCUCACCUGUAUUGCAACAUCAUCAUCACCAGCAGCAAUCACAGCCAAGGUCAAGGCCAGGAUCGUCCCUUGGCACGAGUCGCCCUGGGACCCCCGUUAACUCGGGAAGUUACUGUCGUCAAGAACCCUAUACUGGUACCAUAACUGUAUCUAUUCGCCCCAACCCUGAAUCAUUUACCCAAGGAGCGCAACAAAAUUGGUACAUAAACUCGUAUAAUAGCAGCAUAUCUCAUGUCGAUGGGAGCAGCUUUGUCUUUGAUAACGUCUUUGACAAUGACGUGUACCUGAACAACAAUUACCAAGUGUACUUGAAAGCAUGCAAGCCCAUUGUGGAGAAAUUUCUUGAUGAAGGUUACAACGGCACUGUUUUUGCAUAUGGAAUGACUGGGUCGGGGAAAACGUACAGUAUGAAGGGUAAUGAGAAGGAGUCCGGGUUUGUCGAAAUGGCGGUGAAUGAUCUCUUUGACAAGAUUGGAAGUUUGGGAGAAGAAGUGGUGAAACAUCAAAUUAAUGUAUCAUAUCUUGAAAUAUACAAUGAACGCAUUAUUGAUUUGUUGAAUACUGGCAAUGGCAGUAUUAAUGGCAACGAUUUAAAGAUUAGAGACGAUCCAGAGUUUGGCGUCAAAGUAACGGGAUUGACCACGCCUAUAGUCACUUCCAAAGAGCAACUUCUAACCUUGAUCAGAAGAGGUGACCUUAAUAGAAAAACGAGCGCCACCGAUUUCAAUGCGAGGUCUUCUAGAUCACACUCGAUAUUGCAAAUUAGACUCAAAAUUGUGAAUGAGAUUACCAGUUGUGAAACGACAUCCACAUUGUCAUUGUGCGACCUUGCAGGUUCAGAGAGAGCGUCUUCAAGCUUGGAAAGACGAAAAGAAGGUUCAUACAUCAACAAGUCAUUGCUAGCCUUGAGCAAUGUCAUAAACAAGCUUUCAGCAUCAUCGCAUGGUGUUGUGGAUUAUCAUAUAAGUUACCGAGAUUCAAAAUUGACGAGAAUAUUGCAGCCUGCAUUAAGUGGUAGAAGUUUGGUACUGAUAUUGUGUACAAUUCAUAUGGGUUGUGGAAGCAAUGCCACUGCACAGCAAACUGUCUCCGAGACCUACAAGACUUUGAGGUUUGCUGCCAGGGCAAAGGAUAUUGUAAUUAAUGUUGAAAAAAAUGUUGGAAGAGGCAUAGAGGUAACUGAUCCAGAAACAUCAAAACUAAUUCAAGAGUUGAACAAUACAAUUGAACAGCAGCGACAUGAAUUGUUGAUGUUGAAAUCGAGUGGAUAUACGGAUACCUCAUCUCCUGUGGACACAUCAGUGUUGGACAAUGCAUUAAAAGCGGAGAAUAAAGUUUUAAUGGAAAAGGUCACUUAUCUCAGUCGACUCACCGAUUUGCAAAAAACAGAAACGGUGAUUGUGAAAGAUAGUGCGCUCAAUGAUAUUAUUGGCUCUGGUGCCGAUAACGCUCAAAUAUACGUUGCCAACAUUGAAGAGUUGUAUAAGCGAAUAACCCACGAGAGGAAUGAAUAUGACAAUUACAUUGCUCGCCUUGAACAGCAGUUGAAGAUUGCAUACACCAAGAAUCCACAUCGUAGCACCACCAAUUCAGACAACAAGGAGUUGAUGGAAGUGCUCAAAGAGCAGGAGGAUGAAAUAAUGCAGCUUAAGGAAACGAUCAAGGACAAAGAUCAUAUAAUCAAGAGUUUUUCCAAAUCUUCAAGAUUGCGGAAAUUGGUGGAAUCAAAUGCCAAAGUGAAUGUUUCUGUCAAUAAGACAAACUAUGUUGCCAUGGACCAAGAGUAUAAACGCUCAAUGGGAAUACAUAGUCAGGACAGUGACGUGACCAUGGAUAAAGAGAAUGAAGUUGGUGCAUAUGAUUUUUCUGUGGGUCCAAAGAAGGCAAGAGCUUGUUUUGAUAUCGUUCAAACGCUAUAA